AUGGUUGCUGAGCUAUCAGUUGGUCACUUGACACCUAAGGGAGCUGCCGGACCAGAAUAUGGAAAGAAACAGCAGAGCAAAUACAGACACUGCCUGAGGCCACCAGAAUGCCAGCACAAUGCGCUCACAACCCAGUUGAUUAGUUUAAUGCAGCGAUCGGCAGCGCUGGAGCAGCGAGGGGGGCUACAGGGUCCCCGGGAGACCCGUCGGUCUGUGUCUUUAUGUCUGGUUGCCGGCCUACCGGGAGCUGGGAAGUCCACGUUCGCACGACGCCUGCUGAAGGCCUUGCAGCCGAAGAGGCAAUCGUUGCUGCUCUGUUACGAUGAACUCAUCCCGGGAGAAGCUUUUUCGCUUUUGGGACAAACUGAUGGGAAUCGGUUAACGGAUAAUCCUGCAGCGACGGGUUCCCUCUGGAAGUUGUACAGGCAUAAGCUGCUGGUUUACAUUGAACACUUAAUACAGGCUAUUCAUGGGAAUGGCUGCCUUUCUGUUUCUGGCAUCGAAAAUGAUUCAACAUGGGAAUGUUUCAUUCAGUCACUGAAACAGCAGCAUAUUAUCUCUGGAGAAACUCAGCUUGAAGUGCAGCAGUACACAGUUUUCAACAUGCAUUUGAGACCCUUGGUUAUAAUUUUAGAUGACAACUUCUACUAUCAAAGCAUGAGAUAUGAAGUUUUCCAGAUAGCAAGGCGAAAUUCCCUAGGUUUCCUUCAGCUGUUUCUGGAGUGCCCCCUUGAACUAUGUUUACAGAGAAAUCAUGAGAGAAGCUGUCCGGUAAAUGAUGAAACAAUAGUACUGAUGUCAACAAAAAUACAGCUGCCUGAUCCUGUGAGAAAUAUAUGGGAAAAGAGCAGUCUGAUACUGAAAAGCACAGAAAAUGUGUUGGAAAUAGAUAGCCAGAAGGUGUUUCAAUUACUUGAUGUUUCUUUAGAAAAUCCAGAAAAACCGUUUGAAGAAAACAUUGAACAAAAGGCAAUAGAUCGUGCCAUUUGCGCAGCUAGUGUUCUUCAUCAGGCUGAUCAAACCAUCCGUCGUUUGGUAUCCCAAUCUAUGAAAACUGCAAAAGAUAAGAAACUGUCUACAUGCAAUAUGAAAUUGCUAUCAGAAGAACUUAAUAAGCUUAAGACUGUGCUUUUGGAGGAUCUUCGACAUGUUACUUUCCAGGAUAAUUCUAAAAAGCUGUGUGCUGAUGUUAAUGCAGUUGCGGAAGAAGUUGCAUUCAAGUUUGAUCAGAAAAAGGAAGAAAUUCUAAUGAAUUUUCUAAAAUUCUAGACUUGAUAGUUCUUAAUACAAAAGACCUGUGGCUAAUGCAUGAUAUUUUAUGCCUCAGUGCUUAAGUUUAUUUAUGAGAUCUUGAAGUUUACAAUUCAAAUUAUUCUACUGGGAAAUUAUGGGAUCUUAUGCAUGAGACUUGCAAAACUAGUAUGACCUUUCUGUUGUUAAGGUACACUGAGGAACAAACGUGGCACAACAGUUGUGUAAUAUGUAACAGCCGUAAAUCUGCUGCCAUACAUAUAAAUACACAAAUAUAGCUCAGAUAUUCAAAGAUUGCUGCUUUUUACUUUUUGGGAACUUGAGGAUUUUGUCACGUUAUAGUCCAUAAAAUAUAUAUAUAUUAUACUUUACAUUAAAUAAAAUAUUUUAAAUUCCUUUCCACGCACCAAUUUCCUUUUUCCUUUUCUGCACGUACUAUUAUUUACUUGGCUUCUUCAUAACGUGGCAAUUUAAUCUCAGCUUAGACAGUGAAGUAUCAGCUCUCUCUUUUCAAAUGUGAGGCAUUCCUGCUGAGUUUGAAUUGUCCCUUAUCUAAUUUUCAAACACAGUUCAUUGGGGUACUAAGUAGCAGUCAGUUGUAGGUGUCUUUAUAAAUUUUGAUUUGCCCCACCCCAGCUAAUAAUGUUGAAGCUAGUUGUAUCAACCGAACUGUUACCACAUAAGAAGGCCUUGUAUGGAAAAAAAAUUAGUAAAUGUGGAGGAUCAAAUUUAUUAUCUUGAUAAUCUUGUCAUUUUUAGGAACCUUGGUAGUUCAUCUCCAUAUACCCUUUUGAAGAAAUCAGUGUCUUUUGUUUUGCAGGUGGUUUCUUACUGCCACUCUAACUAUUACUCUGUUCCGAGAUUGAAAAGUUGUAAUAACAUUUAUUUAGAGAACUUAGAUAAAGAUAUUACUUUAAGAUGAUUGCGUGAGAAGAGUCAUGAAUUUUUAUCUUUGCUGUCGAGCAUAUUUCUUUCUGUUCAUGGUAUUUUUCUGUUCAGAGUAAUAAAACAUAUUUUUGCAUUAAAAAUUCACUAUUUGGAUAGUUUAUGCUGUCUUUCAAAGACUGAAUUGAGGGACCCAGUGUGUGUCAGUACUUGAAAGAGAUUCCUGCACUUUGAACUUUGCAGUUGAGAUAAGUUUAGAAUAGCAUCAUGGGAAAUGCAGACAUGGUGGGCUGAGGGACCUGUUCCUUGUGCUGAAUUGUUCUAUAUUUUAUGCCACUUACAGUUGGCAUGAUAAGUACAGGGCAGAAUGAGGAUUAUUUGAUAAU
Hemiscyllium ocellatum (epaulette shark) is the source of this 2522-nucleotide messenger RNA. Its product is annotated as L-seryl-tRNA(Sec) kinase-like. Lineage: Eukaryota; Metazoa; Chordata; Chondrichthyes; Orectolobiformes; Hemiscylliidae. Gene Ontology annotation, molecular function: kinase activity; tRNA binding. The record is from RefSeq and is a predicted model, not a curated record. The transcript has 7 exons. The coding region runs from base 1 to 1269 and encodes 422 amino acids.